AUGUCCGGUCGUGGUAAAGGCGGUAAAGGUUUAGGCAAAGGUGGUGCUAAGCGUCAUCGUAAGGUACUUCGUGAUAACAUCCAAGGUAUAACCAAACCAGCUAUUCGUCGUUUAGCUCGACGUGGUGGUGUUAAACGUAUCAGCGGUCUUAUCUAUGAAGAAGUACGUGGUGUAUUGAAAAUUUUCUUAGAAAAUGUUAUUCGUGAUGCCGUCACGUAUACUGAACAUGCUAAACGAAAAACUGUUACAGCCAUGGAUGUUGUGUAUGCGCUCAAACGACAAGGACGUACUUUAUAUGGUUUUGGAUCAUAA
Rotaria socialis is the source of this 312-nucleotide messenger RNA. NCBI's taxonomy places the organism in Eukaryota, Metazoa, Rotifera, Eurotatoria, Philodinida, Philodinidae. The record is from the annotation of a GenBank genome assembly.